Messenger RNA from Rhizoctonia solani, 1122 nucleotides. Its product is annotated as FtsJ-like methyltransferase. The record is from RefSeq and is a predicted model, not a curated record. Gene Ontology annotation, molecular function: methyltransferase activity. Gene Ontology annotation, biological process: methylation. NCBI's taxonomy places the organism in Eukaryota, Fungi, Basidiomycota, Agaricomycetes, Cantharellales, Ceratobasidiaceae. Bases 1 to 1122 code for a protein of 373 amino acids. The transcript is spliced from 3 exons.
AUGUCGCAAUCCUUACUGGAUUCUCCCACCUGGGAGUCGGCAGAGGUCGAGCCCAAGUCCAAAUGGCUCGGCGACGCAUUGAUGCAGCGUGAAGACUGUAGGAUUCUUUGCCUCUUGAAUGAGAUCCGCUCUAUGGGAUGGAGCUCGAAUACGGUCGACCGCCACUUUCGUGAACAGAGGUUCAAUUCUGACCACGUCAAACACGAGAAUACGGACCUGAACUGGUGCAAGAUUAUGUACGAUAGCCUCCAGUAUAUGGACCUCGCAAACGGCCGUUUUGUACGCACCGAGAGGUUUCUGGACCUUGGAUCCAAUCCUGGCGGUUACGCCUCGUAUAUUCUACGCACAUGCCCAUAUGCUACCGGAGUGGGUAUAUCCCUACCUAUCGAAGACGCUGGUCAUGGGUGUGCUAUCCCCGGUCCGCUCCGUUCGCGGAUCAACAUCCACGAACUGGACCUCACUUUAAUUGAUCUUGCUCCUACCAAACCCAAGCCCGGUACAUCGCAUAUUUCCGGCUCUCGAGCACUCGCUCUUCACCUAUCACCUUUCCCCUUUCGUCCACAUGAGUUCGAUUUUAUUGUUUGCGACGCUCAUCACCUGCGCUUGCACCCCGACAAUGCAAUCCGCGCAUGGAACUGGAACCGUAUCUUAAUUUCCCAAAUCCUGCUCGCUCUGCGCGCUGUUCAGCCAGGAGGGACCAUCUUCCUCAAGCUUUCGUGUGUUGAGCGAGCUUUAACCGCCCGCAUCCUGAUCGCCUUUACUCGCAUUGCUGGUUAUACCCACACCGUCAAGUCCAAGCUUCUACACCGCAAGCGGGGCUCAUUCUAUCUUCUAUCCAAGGGGAUAAAAACUCACACUUCUGCCUAUCGCCUCCUUGUAGACGGCCUCCAAAAUCUUUGGUACAUUAUGACAUUUGGAGGUCCUCAAGGGUUUGGUCGCGACAUGACCUGGGAUGAACAGGAUUUGAUUACCCCCUGGGACGAAGUGAUGAAACCUGCCGGAGUUAAUCACAUUGCUCGUCUUGGCAAGCCCAUGUGGAAUAUUCAGUAUUAUGCAUUGUUAAAGUUCUUAAAAGAACAAGGGGUUAUUUAUGAUGACUCAGACUGUGAUGACUCGGCGUGA